Molecule: messenger RNA, 695 nt
Organism: Linum tenue
Lineage: Eukaryota; Viridiplantae; Streptophyta; Magnoliopsida; Malpighiales; Linaceae
Source: the annotation of a GenBank genome assembly
UUGCUUCUCCUUACCCAAUCAGAGCCGACAUUCUUGCAUUGCUGCAACGAAAUAAAGUGUUAGGGUGGUAGGAAUCCGGUAUUCUGGUCGCCUUCCACCCCUAAUUGGGUCCUCCGAUCAGACAGCCACCGCCCGUGAUUCCCCUCUAAUUGCCGGAUCAAGUAACCAAUAGUGGCUGAUACCCACAGGUCAAUCCAUUAAUCGUAGUUCACGCCCUCCGUUUGAUCACGAUAUCUUCUGGGCCACUUUCCACAGUCGUAUAGGUCAGCAGUAGUUGAAGUCACAAUUGAGUGGAGAUGGGGGAAAUUUAGGAACGAACUUGCCUCAGAACUUGAAGAGAAGAGUGUUCAGAUAUGUGCUCCGCCUGUCGCAAGCAGCUAAAGCCACCACUUCUCAACAGGAAACCGCCAUUGAUUAUUCACCUUGGCCUCAUUCUAGAAGCGACCACCACCGCCAAAUUCCGGUCCGAGAAUACAUUGAUGACACAGGAGCACAGAGAAUUGGAGUGCCUCUCCUCCCAAACCAAUUUCCCGAGUACCAUCCUUCUCAUCUCAACCAAAAAGGCGUCGAACCAUCCUGCCCACGGGAAAGAGUCAACCGAGAACGAACGAGGGAUUCGAAUAUAUGCGAGCUCUAGGACAGCGACAUACCCACUGCUCAUCAAUCAAUCAGAAGGAUUGAAAAAUGAUGGAUAA